UGCAAAAUUGGCUUCUGCACUUUUAAACACGUAUUUAUAAGAAGGAAUAUUGUCAGAUUCAGCUCUUCUCACCCUUGCACCACUGCUUGGUGAUGUGCAUGCAUAACAUUGCUUUGCCUCUCAUGGGAAGAAAAAGAUAGGAGAAACUGGAUUUGCAGGGUGUAAAUCUAGAGAUGCGAAUGAAGAAAAAAAUGUAUUAUUUAAAAUUCGGUGCUGUUAUUUACUCUCCCGCACGCCGAGGGACGCCCGUGUCCCCCUGCCUCCGGCAGUAGCUGAGGCAGCCCUCCGCGGGGGCCUGAAAGCAGGGGCAAAAUGGCGGCUGCCGUGGCGGAAAGAUUCGGGGCGUUGAGGCAGCAGCUUUGCGGUCGCUGGAAAAUCUGGCUGCCCGGGUUGACUCAAGUCAGGUGGAGCCGAUAUAAUUCCCUAUACCUUGAACCAGAAGUGAACAAAGAAGUGUAUGGCAAACCUCGGGAACAAAUGUCAGAAGAAGAAAAAGCUCAUUGGGAUCUGAGGACAGUCCGACCUAUAAAAGCUGCACCUUCUGAUGUUAGCAGUUCUGUGUUCUAUGAUCCAGUGAUCAGGAAAUUCACCAGUGUUAUCAUGAAGGGAGGAAAUAAAGUUUUGGCCCAAUCCCUGAUAAAUCAGACUUUAGAAGCCAUUAAAAGGAAGCAAUUCAAGAAGUACCAUGAAGCCAAGGAUGAGGACAAAAAAGGCAUUGAGCUCAACCCUUACACAAUCUUUCAUCAGGCACUGAAAAAUUGUGAACCUGUCAUUGGUAUUACACGUGUCAUAAAAGCAGGUAAAAUCUACCAGGUCCCAGCCCCUAUCUCAGAAAAACAAAAACACUUCUUAGCCAUGAAAUGGAUGAUGACAGAAUGCAGGGAAAAUAGGGGCAGCAGAACUCCUUUCCCUGAAAAACUUUCUGAUGAGCUACUACAAGCUUUCAAUAAUGAAGGUUCUGUAAUAAAGAAAAAGUAUGAGCUUCACAAAAUGGCUGAGGCUAACCGGGCCUUUGCUCACUAUCGUUGGUUGUAGAGAACGUACCAUUCUGCCAGAUACAUCCUGGGAGGUCUGAGACUUUGCUACAGGACAAAGUGUGCUGCUGUUUUAUUUUUAAGCCCAUAAUUCUUUGCAUGUCACUCACCUGGGAAGGCUGUAGCAGGUUCCCAGUAAGCUCUCUUCCAAGGAUAACAAAGAAAAUCCCAACUGAAAUAAAAGGUCUUCCUUUUUAGACUA
This is a messenger RNA of Pogona vitticeps (central bearded dragon), 1236 nucleotides long. RefSeq names its product mitochondrial ribosomal protein S7 (gene MRPS7). The record is from RefSeq and is a predicted model, not a curated record. Gene Ontology annotation, biological process: translation. Lineage: Eukaryota; Metazoa; Chordata; Lepidosauria; Squamata; Agamidae.